Balaenoptera acutorostrata (minke whale) is the source of this 1351-nucleotide messenger RNA. RefSeq names its product ras-related protein Rap-1b. NCBI's taxonomy places the organism in Eukaryota, Metazoa, Chordata, Mammalia, Artiodactyla, Balaenopteridae. Bases 133 to 687 code for a protein of 184 amino acids. Gene Ontology annotation, molecular function: GDP binding; GTP binding; GTPase activity. Gene Ontology annotation, biological process: cellular response to cAMP; Rap protein signal transduction; negative regulation of synaptic vesicle exocytosis. The transcript has a single exon. The record is from RefSeq and is a predicted model, not a curated record. Gene Ontology annotation, cellular component: plasma membrane.
AGCGGCGGCGGCGGCGGUAGCGGCAGGACCGCCGUGGCGCCGGUAGCAGCGACCCGGAGGGAGCGCGAGGCGACGCUGGCUGCGGGGACCCGGUGACAGCGCGAGAGGUACUAGAUUUUACAAGUUUGCACCAUGCGUGAGUAUAAGCUAGUCGUUCUUGGCUCCGGAGGAGUUGGAAAAUCUGCUCUGACUGUACAAUUUGUUCAAGGAAUUUUUGUUGAAAAAUAUGAUCCUACGAUAGAAGAUUCUUAUAGAAAGCAAGUUGAAGUAGAUGCACAACAGUGUAUGCUUGAAAUCUUGGAUACUGCAGGAACAGAACAAUUUACAGCAAUGAGGGAUUUGUACAUGAAAAACGGACAAGGCUUUGCCUUAGUUUAUUCCAUCACAGCACAGUCCACAUUUAAUGAUUUACAAGAUCUGAGAGAACAGAUUCUUCGAGUUAAAGACACUGAUGAUGUUCCAAUGAUUCUGGUUGGUAAUAAGUGUGACUUGGAAGAUGAAAGAGUUGUAGGAAAGGAACAAGGUCAAAAUUUAGCAAGACAAUGGAACAACUGUGCAUUCUUAGAAUCCUCUGCAAAAUCAAAAAUAAAUGUUAAUGAGAUCUUUUAUGACCUAGUGCGGCAAAUUAACAGAAAAACUCCAGUGCCUGGGAAGGCCCGCAAAAAGUCGUCAUGUCAGCUGCUUUAAUAUACUAAAUGCAUUGUAGCUCUGAGCCAGGUCUGAAGAACUGUUGCCCAAUUCAACAGUGCCAGCAUUCCAACUUUGUUAAACCUACCAACAUCUUAAACGGACUUUCUGUGGUGGUACCCUUUAAGAGGCGGAUGAAAGCUACUACAUCAGUUUGCACAUUCUAAUCAUUUUCCAGUAUCACAAGAGAGAUUUUUACUUAUAUAAUAGUCCUAGAGUAUGCAGCUGGUAAAACCAGAGGCUACAAUCCAGUAUUACUGCUAAGAGACAUUUUUCAUCCACCAAUGUUGUACAUGUAUGAAAAUGGUGUACUGUAUACUUUAACACACCCCAUACUUUGUAUUGGAGAGUACAAUAAUGUAAAUCCUAAAAGCACCACUAUUUUAGCAUAAUAAAAGAAAGUCCAAAGAGCUCCUAUAUAGACUACUCCAGAUAACUUCGCUUCUUUGAUACUUGUAGCUUAUUGUAAUUUUUUUUAAGAAAUUCAAGGUCAUUAUCAUUGUAUUGUACAAAUAAGCGCUUUGAUUAACACAGCUAUAUAGUUUUUUUAAUUUUUAAAAACCUGUGGAGACAGUGAUCUUGUCUUUAAAAUAUGAUAGUCCUUUCAGUAUAAUGUCUUAGAUUAAAGACGUUGCCUUUAAUAUCUGUUGGGAAGGAAAUGUCC